Molecule: messenger RNA, 1538 nt
Organism: Diprion similis
Lineage: Eukaryota; Metazoa; Arthropoda; Insecta; Hymenoptera; Diprionidae
Product: UDP-glucosyltransferase 2-like
Exons: 4
Coding region: 1-1524 (507 amino acids)
Molecular function (GO): UDP-glycosyltransferase activity
Source: RefSeq, a predicted model, not a curated record
AUGACUGGCUUCGUGGCCGAUGGGGCGAAUAUUCUGGCAAUAUUUCCAUACCAGGGCAGAAGCCACAACAUAAUGUUCGAGCCCCUGAUGAUCGGUUUGGCGAGAGCUGGUCACUCGGUCGACGUUGUGAGUCACUUUCCGCUGAAGAAGCCGGUGGCAGGGUUCAACCAUAUAAGCCUGGAGGGAACGCUACACUCCUACGUCAACAACAUGAGCGUGGGGUUUCUGUUGGAAGUAGAGCAGACCUUUACCAGCAUCCAUUUUCUUUCCGAGCAUGAACCCAAAAGCUUGUGUGGCCUAAUGAGACUGCCCCAGCUGCAGGAUGUUCUCAACACUGACAAAAAGUACGACCUAAUGAUCACCGAGAUUAUGGGAACGAACUGUUACCUGGCUGUGGCUCACAAGCUGAAGCUUCCGGUCGUUGGUCUUGUCACCAACGUCAUGUACUCCUGGGUUUAUCCUCCGGUCUUCGGCGACACUCAUCCGAGCUUCAUUCCGUCCCAGUUGACAAAGUUCACGAACGAGAUGAACUUCUUCGAACGCGUGCAGAAUCUCAUAAUCCACUUGUACUCACAGUACCUGUUCUUCUACUAUGACAGAACCGUGUCCGACCCACUUGCAAGAAAGUACGUCGAGGGCGUUCCGCCCCUGAAUGAUAUCUACAAUAACAUCAGUCUGGUGAUAACCAAUAGCCACUUUAGCAUCCACGGUGUCCAUCCAGGGAAUCCCGCUGUUGUUGAAGCGGCAGGUCUUCAUAUAGAUGAGAGCCAAAUAUUGUCUGAGGAACUGGAUUCUUAUCUCAAUUCAUCGAAAGAUGGAGUCAUUUACUUCAGCAUGGGUACAAUGGUCAGGUCAGACACAUUCUCGCCCGAGAAGUUACAUGCGAUCUACGAAAGUUUCUCUGAACUUCCGAAUUACAAGGUACUUUGGAAGGGUAACUUGGAUAGCUUACCAAAGCCGUUGCCGUACAACGUUAAAGUAGUUUCAUGGGCACCGCAGUACGCUGUUCUCAGGCACCCAAAAGUCAAGGCAUUUGUAACGCACGGAGGUUUGAUGGGAACUCAGGAGGCGAUACACGCCGGAGUUCCAAUGAUUGGAAUCCCGUUUUUUUCAGAUCAGAAAUUCAACGUAAUGGGAUACGCGCAUAGGGGUUUCGCAGUUUAUCUUGACUACCUGAAAAUCAGUAAGGAGAGUUUUUCGGAGGCACUUGCCGAAGUACUGACGAACCCCAUGUACCAAUCAAACGCUGCACAAUUUUCAAGACUGUUCAAAGAUCGGCCGCUUUCGCCCAUGGACGAGGCCAUCUUCUGGGUUGAAUACGUAAUUCGGAACGGAGGUGAACCGCUCAAAUCUUCAGGCCGUCAUCUCUAUUGGUUCCAGUACUACUUAAUAGACGUUAUUUUAUUCCUACUCAUUAUAACCUCACUCGUCAUUGUUGUUCUGUUUACCUUUGUCAGAAGAGCGUUGCGAAUAAUUACUCGUACAAAAAUAUCUUCUGAUCCAAUUAAACAAAAGACUUUGUAAUAUACAUAUAUAUU